Molecule: messenger RNA, 2213 nt
Organism: Pseudogymnoascus destructans
Lineage: Eukaryota; Fungi; Ascomycota; Leotiomycetes; Thelebolales; Thelebolaceae
Gene: ENT3
Product: epsin N-terminal y-containing protein
Exons: 5
Coding region: 59-1639 (526 amino acids)
Biological process (GO): endocytosis; Golgi to endosome transport
Cellular component (GO): endosome; plasma membrane; clathrin vesicle coat
Molecular function (GO): phospholipid binding; clathrin binding
Source: RefSeq, a predicted model, not a curated record
CAGCAUCGCAGCACCCCUCUCUCUUCCCGUGUUGCACUCCUAAUAUAUCUUGCCCAUCAUGAACUUUGAUUCCCUCAAGGAGCAGGUCACCAACCUGUCUCUCUAUGACAUCAAAGCCGGCGUCCGGAAGGUCCAGAAUGCUGUGAUGAAUUAUACGGAGAUGGAGGCGAAAGUUAGGGAGGCUACGAAUAAUAACCCUUGGGGAUCAUCUACGACCGACAUGCAAGAGAUAGCCAACGGCACCUACAACUACCAACUCCUCAACGAAAUCAUGCCCAUGAUCUACAAGCGCUUCACCGAAAAAGCCGCCGACGAAUGGCGCCAAAUCUACAAAGCCCUCCAGCUCCUCGAGUUCCUCAUCAAGAACGGCUCCGAGCGCGUCAUCGACGACGCCCGCUCCCACCUCACCCUCCUCAAGAUGCUGCGCCAAUUCCACUUCAUCGACGCCAACGGCAAGGACCAGGGCAUCAACGUCCGCAAUCGCGCGAAGGAACUCACUGAGCUCCUGAGCGAUGUAGAGAGGAUCAGAACAGAACGCAAGAAGGCACGCGCUACAAGACAGAAAUACACGGGUGUGGAAGGCGGCGCGGGUCUCGGCGGAGGGGGCGGCUCCAGUCGCUUCGGCGGGUUCGGGAGCGAGGAGCGCGGGGACUAUGGCGGAUACAGCGGGGGCGUCUUCGGUGACGGCGGAGGCUUCGGGGGUCAGCAGAGUGGUGGCGAUUAUGAGCCCUCUCGCGCGGGCGGUAGUGGUGGAGGCGGCGGAGACAGAUUCGAGGAAUACGACGAGUACGACGAAGAUGUCGCCUCCCCCAGCAGGCGGCGCCCCGAACCCUCCCGCACCACUCCUCGCGCAGGCACAGAGCGCAGCACAGCGAAACCUAAAGCCGCACCCCCCGCGCCCAAAGCACCGGAAGUAGACCUCUUCUCCUUUGAUGAGCCAUCCCCCGUCCCUGGCCUCGGUGCCGUCGCUCCAACAUCCCACGCCCUCGCAGCCGCCGAUGAUGAUGACGACUUCGACGACUUCCAGUCCGCUGCCCCGCCCCCCUCGGCGCCGGCUACGACGUCAACGACGACGCCGUACACGCAGUUCGCGUCGCCGCAGCCCGUUUCGGCGCCGAAACAGGCGGAUCUGUCGACGAUGAUGGGGGUUGCUUCGCUGUCGCCUGCGCCGAGCUCAACUUCCACCCCAGUUAACUACUCUGCCUUCUCUAUCCCUGCGCCUGCGGCUUCUUCUUUCGGGGCACCUGUUCAGGCGAUGCGACCACAGCCGAGUCAGACAACAAGCUAUCAGUCCGCGCAACCUAACUACUUCACCUCUGUCAAAGCCCUCGGUGCAGCAUCCACCAGCAGCGCACCCCUCACCGCCUCUUCCGCGAGAGCCAGCACCCCCUCUGCCGCUGCGGCACCGGCCAAGAAGGGUGGCGACGCAUUCGGCAACCUAUGGAACACAGCAAGCGCGGGGGUCAAGAAAUCCUCUGCCCCCGCUCAGGGACCGGCGCUGGGACAAUUGGCGAGGGAGAAGGCUACGCAGGGGAUUUGGGGGGCGGGGGCGCCGAAGGCGCAGAGUGGGAAUGUGGGAGGGGGAAUGUGGGGGGAGGGGGAGUGGAGGGGGAGUGGGUUGGAUGAUUUACUUGGUUAAGUGGUCGAUGUAAGGGAAGGGGGAGGGAAGGGGGGGUGAUCUUACGGUUUGUUAGUCGAGGCGUUUAUAUGUAGAUAUGGGGUUUUUUUUGGGUGGUGGAAUGGGGGAUUGAUUUGAUAUGAAAAUACUGUGCUAGUUCCCUGCUCUGCAUCUUUCGACGGUACUUAAAUAAAAAAGAGGAUCCCCAUCUACGCAGUCCAUCAACCCUACCGCAUCUCUAUCCCUGACGCCAUGUUAUCAUGGCAAGGAAUAGAUCUAGGUGAGACAAAAAAAAAGACAGAAUAGCCAUCAUAUUGGGCUUGCCUGCUCUCAUCUUCUUCGCUGGGCGUGGGCUAGAUAGACGAUUAGAUGGGUUGGGGGAGUGGUGCUGGUGUGGCUUAGGGGGGUUGUUAGCGGUAGUGAGAAGAAGAGAACGGAGAAGAAAAAACAGGGGUUGAGAACAGUGAGAAGCCAUUCCCAGCAAGAAGAAGCGUGGCCCGAAAAAAACAUAGCCAGCAGCAUGACUUUGGCUUCGCAAAUCCCUGAUAUUCGGCAGGACGGUAUUGCGGAUCGAGGAGUGCUGAUGUAUCAGUUC